ACCACUUCCUGGUGCUGUUUGUUGUGGAAAUACCGUGGAACUGAAACAGCCAACUGUACAGAUCAGGAACAAGGAAGACACAUCGCUACUAGCUAGAAUAAAUCUUUGAAGCAUGCGGUAUCAGCGGUAGGUAACAGGCUGAAAGGUUGAACUAGUUACGGACCUCUCGUUGCUUCCUGAACGCAAGCUUGGUCUGGAACAGCAAAGCCGGUGACGCGAGCUGUCGCGAUGUUGUAAACCAUGGACAGCAGAAUAAACGAGUUUCCCGAGAGGACGUUUGAUUUGGUGCUACAGGUUGCAUGCCCAACAUCUGAAAAUGAAGAUCCUACCGUGCAGUGGAGCUUCCCCCAGGACUACACAGACCAGGAGGUUCUCCAGACGGUGCCCAAGUUCUGCUUCCCCUUCGAUGUGGAGAGGGUUUCCCAGAGGCAGGUGGGCCAGAACUUUACCUUUGUGCUGACGGACAUCGAGAGCAAGCAGAGGUUUGGCUUCUGUAGACUCACGUCUGGCUGCCGCGUCUGCAUCUGUCUGCUCAGUUAUCUGCCCUGGUUUGGAGAUCUAUACAAGCUCCUGAACACGCUAGCAGAUUACCUAACCACAAACCAGGAGAAUGAGCUGAAUGACAUGCUGAACUCACUGUACAGUCUGCCGGUGCCAAAGCCUUUCACCCCCGUCAACCUGAGUGUGACAGCACUGUUGCAUAUAGCCACUGGGCAAGUACUGAAAGAUGCACCAAGCCAGCAGCCGCACUCCUACUUCAUAACACCAGAUAUCAACGGCCUGCCCACCAUCCCCGAGAGUAGGAACCUGACAGAGUAUUUUGUGGCGGUGGACGUCAACAACAUGCUACAGCUGUACGCCAGCAUGCUGCACGAACGACGCAUCAUCAUUACCUCAAGCAAGCUUAGCACUUUAACAGCGUGUGUCCACGGUUCAGCUGCCAUGUUGUACCCCAUGUACUGGCAACACAUUUACAUCCCUGUACUGCCUCCACAUCUUCUGGACUACUGCUGUGCCCCCAUGCCAUACCUGGUAGGAGUUCAUCUCAGCCUGCUUGAGAGAGUGCGUAGCAGGUCGUUGGAGGAUGUGGUGAUACUAAACAUUGACACCAACACACUAGAGAGUCCCCAGAAUGACCUGCAGAACCUGCCCAGUGACGUG
Messenger RNA from Salvelinus sp. IW2-2015, 1161 nucleotides. RefSeq names its product DENN domain-containing protein 1B-like. Gene Ontology annotation, biological process: endocytic recycling; endocytosis. The record is from RefSeq and is a predicted model, not a curated record. Gene Ontology annotation, cellular component: intracellular membrane-bounded organelle; cytosol; nuclear speck. Gene Ontology annotation, molecular function: guanyl-nucleotide exchange factor activity; phosphatidylinositol phosphate binding. Lineage: Eukaryota; Metazoa; Chordata; Actinopteri; Salmoniformes; Salmonidae.